Lycium ferocissimum is the source of this 2216-nucleotide messenger RNA. Its product is annotated as anthocyanidin 3-O-glucosyltransferase 5-like. Lineage: Eukaryota; Viridiplantae; Streptophyta; Magnoliopsida; Solanales; Solanaceae. Gene Ontology annotation, molecular function: UDP-glycosyltransferase activity. The transcript has a single exon. Bases 547 to 2034 code for a protein of 495 amino acids. The record is from RefSeq and is a predicted model, not a curated record.
CUGUUGGAAUAAUAACCACGUGAACAUCCUCCGAUACCCAGCUUAUAAGCAAAAGGCGGAAACUGCCCUCAACUUAAUUUUAAAUGACCAAAAACAGACAUGUUGAAACUAAUGCUUAUUAAAUAAAGAAAAGAAAUAUAUCCCCUGUCUAUUUAGUCUUAGUCUUCAAUUGUUUUUAGCAGGUAGAUGAAUUGUUCAUAACGGGCUGAGAGAGUUGAACGGGUGCGAUAUGAAGAAUGAAAAGUUAUAUAAACUGAUCUUAAUAAUUUACUUAGAAUUGAGGUAUAUAUAGUAAGUUAUUAUUGUUGAUAAUAAAUUAUUUACUUACGUACCGCAUUGAAAUUUAUAACAGACUAACCUAUCACAUGUCGCCAAUGUACAUAUACUGAUACACGUCAAGAAAUAAGACGUCACCAAUAAAAAUGCUUUAUAGGUAUAUCAAUCGCAACAAUCAACUUUUUCAUUCUGUUCUCAUUUUCAUACCUUCAUCUCAUCUCAUUUUACUCUGUACCAUUCACAAAUCCCUUAGAAAAUAAUAUUGUGACAAUGUGUAGCUCACAACAAGUUCUUCAUGUUGGUAUACUCUCAAGUCCAGGCUUAGGCCAUAUCAUCCCCGUAUUAGCCCUCGGUAACCGCCUCAUCACCCACCAUAACGUCUCUGUCACCAUUUUUGUUAUUACCUCCGGCAGCUCUCUGGCAGAAACGGAGAUUCUCAAAUCUGCCAACAGCUCAAAUUUGAUUAAUAUAGUUGAAAUACCAGCUGUAGACAUCUCCAACCUUAUCGAUUCCAGCACAAAAAUGGUCAAUCAACUUUGCGUACUUGUACGUGAAACUUUACCUGUUGUUAGGCCCGCGAUAUUUGGCAAGAAGAAUAUUUUGGAUGCUUUCAUUGUUGACCUUUUCUGCACUGAAGCUUUGCCAAUUGCAAAAGAAUUUGGAUUACCUAAGUAUGUGUAUAUUCCAACGACUGCAUGGUUUACUGCUUUGACUGUAUACUGUCCUGUUCUUGACAAAGAAAUUGAAGGUCAAUAUGUGGAGCAAGACGAACCCUUGAAAAUCCCGGGUUGCAAACCGGUUCGACCGGAAGAUGUGGUUGAUCCAAUGCUGGACCGGAACGAUCAGGAUUAUCACGAGUACAUGAGAGUACUUGGGACUGGGUUCUGUUUGUCGGAUGGGAUCUUGAUGAACACUUGGGAAGAUGUGGAGACCGGUUCACUCAAAGCGCUUCGAGAAAAUGAAAUAUUAAAAGAGAUCGUGAAUUCACCGGUUUAUCCGAUUGGACCGUUAAGAAGACACAACCAACAUAUCAUCAUAGAAGGGAGUGAUGAUGACGAUAGGAACUUUGUACUCAAUUGGUUGGACGAACAAACUCCUGUUUCAGUGCUAUACGUAUCUUUUGGGAGUGGUGGGACCCUUUCAUUAGAGCAAUUAGCGGAACUAGCUUUUGGGUUGGAGUUAAGCCAGCAGAAGUUUGUUUGGGUUGUAAGGCCACCGUCUGAGAUCGGUGCAGACAAGUCAUUUUUCACGACGGGAAAAUGUGGCAAUGGCACUCCUGAGUAUUUGCCAGAAGGUUUUCUAAGUCGAACGAAAGAUUUUGGAUUGGUGAUUCAGAUGUGGACGGAUCAAGCCGGAAUUUUGAGCCACCCAUCAGUUGGAGGAUUUUUGUCACACUGUGGAUGGAAUUCGAGCAUUGAGAGUAUAACAAAUGGUGUGCCAAUGAUUGCAUGGCCGUUAUAUGCUGAACAAAGACAAAAUGCGACUAUGCUUGCCGAGGAACUUGGAGUGGCUGUUAGGCCAAAGGUGUUACCAACUAAGAAAGUGGUGGAAAGGGAAGAAAUAGAGAAAUUGGUGAGAACGGUAAUGCAAUAUAAAGAAGGAAAGGAAUUGAGGGAAAAUGUGAAGAAGCUGAAGAUGAGUGCAGAGAAAGCACUAAAUGUAGGAGACUCCUCUCACAAUUCAAUGUGUGAAUUCCUCAAAGACAUUGAGAAAAGAAUCCAUGGUUCCAAGGAAAACACGUCCGAUGUAACUAUCUAAAAAGGGUAAGCAACUUGGUAAUUAGGGCUAUAUAUAUUGCCCAAAAAUUUUCUAUGUUAUGCUGUUUAUCCACUGUAAUUUACAUAUUCUUCGAAUAAUUUGUAGUAAUAAUUAAGCAGUCUCGUUGAAAGUGUAGAGACCUUAGCUUGAAGCAACGAAUGAAUAAUGUUGAUUGCCGUGUA